UUCUCUUAGGAGAAGACAGUCGGCCAUUUUAAGUUUAUCAGUCGUCAUUUCACAUCGCUACUGUAGGACGGAGAACGUCAGGACUCAAUUUCAUCAUAUUUCUCUUACAACUGUGGUGGAGAAUUGCCUACUAUGAACUGAAACUCUUCCUAAAAUCAAAAACAAGUAGAUCCCAGUGUCGAGUUGUAAUUUUUUGCACCUCAAUGUAGCUAGAGGAAAUGGCUGUGGAAAGCAUGACUGUCCAUCCAAACUCCCCAACUACCAACCACGAACACAACAGUCUCCUGACUGACGAAAGGCCAGAGGAUGGAGAGCUGGAGGAGGGUGAGCUGGAAGAUGAUGGGGGAGAUGUGGAGGAGGUGGAGAUUGGUGGAGGUACGUCUGCAGCAGCAGCAGCAGGAACAGGAGGAGGAGGAGGAGGAGGUGGUGGCGUAGACGGCGGUGAUGAAGCAGGCGGAGGAGGUGAGGCGGGAGGAGAAGAGGCUGGGGAGAGGCCUCGGCGAAGUAAGGAGCGCCACGCCAGCAGCAAUUCGGACGAUGAGCGAUCCCACCGUCGCAAGAGGAAGAGGAAGAAGGAGAGAGAGCGAGAAAGGGAGAAGAGGAGGGCCAAGAAAAAACGCAAAUCCAAACACAAACGUCAUGCAUCCUCUGAUGACGACCACUCAGACUUCAGUGACGACUCUGACUACAGUCCCAGUGAGAAGAGGAAGUACAGAGAGUACAGUCCACAGUACCCCCCUCCUCCUCAUGGGGGCUACGGCGGCUCAAAGAAGGGCCCCUACAUGAAGAUGGAAAAGCAGAGCUACGGGGGCUACGAUGACUUUGAAGAGGACAACUUUGAGGGAGAGGAAGAGGAGGACAUUGGGGAUGAGGACUAUGACGACUUCACCAAGGAGCUCAACCAGUACCGCAAGGCCAAGGAGGGAGGAGGCGGCCGCGGGCGAGGUGGGUCCACGGCAGCCGGGUUAAAGCUGUCGAAGUUGAAAAAUAGACUCGGUAUGAGGAGGAGGGGAAGAGGAGGAAGCAGAGGAAGAGGAGGUCGAGGAGGAGUUGGAGUUGGUGGUGGAGGAGGAGGAGGAGGAGGAGGAAAGAUGGGAGGAGACAACGACGAUGGAGAGGGCUAUGGAGAAGACAUGGAGUAUGGAGAUGAUGACUACGACAACAUGGGGGGUGGUGGUGGUGGUGGUGGUGGUGGUGGUGAUGAUGACUACGAUGACUACUCGAAAGAACUUAAUCAGUACAAAAAGUCCAGAGGCAGAGGAGGUAAAGGUGGCCGCGGACGAGGGAGGGGUAAAGGAGGGCGGGGUAUGCUCAGAGGAGGAAGGGGUCGAAACCGCGGGAGAGGAAGAGGUGACAUGGGGAAUGAGGACGACAACAACGGGGACAUGGACAACGGGGACGGAGGUGUGGGAGGUGAUGGACCUGGACCAGGACCAGGGAGGAGAAAUCACAAUGAGAAGCACCAGGAUAAGAAAGGAAAGGCCAUCUGCAAGUACUACAUCGAGGGACGAUGCACCUGGGGGGACCACUGCAACUUCAGCCAUGACAUCGAGCUGCCCAAGAAGAAGGAGCUGUGCAAGUUCUACAUCACUGGAUUCUGUGCCCGAGCCGACCACUGUCCUUACAUGCAUGGUGAAUUCCCCUGUAAGCUGUUCCACACCACAGGGAACUGUGUCAACGGCGACGAAUGCAUGUUCUCCCAUGAUGCCCUCAACGAUGACACCCAGGACCUGCUCAACAAGAUGCUGGAAGAGGAUGCGGAGGCCGGAGCGGAGGAUGAGAAGGAGGUGGAGGAGCUGAAGAAGCAGGGGAUCAACCCUCUCCCCAAACCCCCUCCUGGAGUUGGCCUCCUCCCCACGCCUCCUCGGCCUGUUCCUCUAGAAACCAACACAGGUUCUGGGGAUUUUGGCGGGCCUGCGCCGGGUGACUUUGGGGGGCUUUCUGCGCCUAACCAGGGGCCCAUUUCUAACAAAGGUCCCCCAGGACCAGGACCUAUUCCUGGGCCUAACCCCUGUGCUGGUCCCCCUCUCCAUGGCCCUGAUGGAAGUCCCUUCCAAGGCGGGCCCCCAAAUCCCAGUGGCCCUCCUCCCCACAUGGGCCCCCCACCUCCUUGUGGUGGAGGGGGAGGUGGCAUGGGGAAGAAGAUCCCCUCACUGUUUGAGAUUAAAGUUCAGCCAACGGGACAGCUGGCUCAUAAACUGGCUGUCAGAGGCCAGACUCCCAGUGGCAACCAGGGUCAGACUGCAGCACCUGGACCCCAAGGGGCCCCUGGUGCCCCUCCCCCUUGCUUCCCUGCUCCCCCAGGCAUGAUGCCCCCUGACAUGCAGAACAUGGGACCCAACCUUGGGAUGAACCAGGGGCCCCCCAACAUGGGCCCCGGCGGACCGCCCAUGAUGGGAGGAUUUGCGUCUGGUGACGGUCCUCCACAUGGAGGUGCUAUGCCUCCAGGUCCUCCUCCGGGCGGAGGAAACUUCUUCAAUAACUUCUUCAAUCAGCAGGACAGUAUGCAGAUGGAGGGAGUGGUGCAAGAAGGUGACAACUACCAGGGUUUCGCCGGUAUGGACGAGAGAGGAGGAGCGGGGAACGUUGGUCAUCAGUCGGGUGGCAGUCAAGACAGCUCUGCUAAUGGAUCGUCAGCCAAUCAAGGAGGGAUUUCUGUGCCGGACUUCCUGCCUCCAGCGCAGCGCGUCCUGUUCAUGAGGAUCCAACAGAAGCAGCAGGAAGAAGAGGAAAGAGCUCGCAGGAUGGCCGAGGGAGGAGCAGAGAAGAGUAGAGACACGGAAGGUGACUCAGGGAACUGGUACUCCAGUGAGGAUGAGGAUGGCGGAGGUAGCGUGACCUCCAUCUUGAAGACGCUCCGUCAGCAGACCAAGGCUCCUCAAAAAUCUGACACCCCCCCGAGCGACCCUCGCCUCCAGAAGGCCCCCCCUGCCGGCGCUCCGGCUCGGCCAGCAGACCCCCGCUUGGCUCGGGACCCACGCCUGGCACGUGCUGCGGAUCCGGCCGACUCCGCCCACUCAAUGCCCGCUCUGUCUUCCUCUGGGCCGCCUGCGGACCCCAGGUUAGCCCGCCUAACUACUGCUGGUUCCGCGGGAUCCACCUCCCACUCGCAUCCUGCUCCUAAACCAGAGCCUCCCCUCGUCUACAAGCCCCCGCCGCUUACAACCCCGGCAGUGGAGGAGGAGGAGACGGAGCGGGUGCUACGGGACAAGCCGGUGCCGAUUCCUCUGGACCCGCUCAUGGGUAUGGCUCUGAGAGACCCACGCUCACAGCUGCAGCAGUUCAGCCACAUCAAGAAGGAUAUCGUUCUCCACAUGCCGGCCUUCGCCAAAGCCAUCGCCUGGUCUCCUGAGGACCUUCUUCCUCUCCCCAUACCCAAGCAGGACCUUCUUCCUCUCCCACCAGGCAUCCCUCCUGUCUCCUCCGUAGACCCACGUCUGUCCCGCACUCAGCCGCCGCUCCAAACGUCGCUCCCUCACUCACAGCCGCCUCCUGUCCAGCCUCCUCCCUCCUCCUUGGAACCCCCUGCUCCUUCUUCCUCCACCUCCUCCCUCCCAGACUUUGAACUCCUUUCUCGUAUCCUGAAGACUGUCAACUCCAGCCCGUCCCAGACUCCCUCCCCUCCUCUCUUAACCGCCCCUAUUGCCCCCAUGUCGCUGCUGGGUCCACCUCCCCCCAUGCCUAUGCCCCCCCCACCGGCAGAAAAGCCCGUUGACCCCCGUAUGUCCCGUAAAGUCCUCUCAGACCCACGUCUCCAGCCCCAGAAGUCAGCACUUAAGCAGCCAUCCGACGCUGUGCCUCCUCCUGUCUCCUCUACCUCUCCAGCAACAACAUCUAGCUCCUCUCCCCCUACCAUUGCCCCCUAUGACCCCAGGCUGCUCUCCUCAGGUGGGGCAGGCCGCGGUGUGGGCGCCGGGGCACCAGGGGGAGCCAGCGUGCUGAGCAACAUCAGUCUGUAUGACCCGCGGACUAACAAACCAGGCAGCCCUGGUACCAGCAGCGGCUCUAACAACUCCCCCAGCUCAGCCAGCACAGAGUCCAAACCCAGUGACCCCCCAGCAAGUAAACCGAAGUCCAAGGAGCCCCUGUUUGUUCGGAAGUCUGCGUUGGACCAACCAGAGCCGGAAAAAAGUGCAGAGCAAGGAACCGAUCGAUACAACAGCUAUAACAGGCCCCGGCCUAAGCCUGCACCGUCGCCCAACUCCGCGGCCCAGGGAGGGCCCGCUGCAGCAGCCGCCGCCGGCGCAGGCCAGGGGGCUCCUGGAGCUGCUGGCGAUCAGGGGCCCGCAGGUGUCCACAACCUACCAGUGUCCUCUUUAUUUGGUGUGGUGAAGCAGGCGGCCAAGCCAGGCGGGACGGGCAGCCCCUUUGGAGGCAACAGUCCGGUGCAGUCUGACCAGGCGACCACGGAGCAGGACAACGCCUCGCUGAAGGACGUUUUCAAAGGCUUUGACCCCACAGCCUCGCCCUUCUGCCAGUGACCCCCACCCCCCACCACCCCCGACCAUUGAACCCUAAAGCCCAUCAUGUGGUCGGCCGAUGGCUCGUUUUAACAUUUUUGGACACUGAACAGAUCAGUGAAAAGGAGAAAGAAAAGCGCACUGAGGCAACUGCCUGUAAGACUGGUUGACAGACUUUUGUGAACAAACUGAUGUCACACGAUAUGUUACACACACACACACACACACACACACACACACACACACACACACACACUCUUUACCACAGUGUUGCAGAUUCAGAUUAUAUAAAAGACUCUUGGGUUAUGGGAAGGGUUUAAAGUUAAAUCUCUAAAGCUCUAUUUUAAACAAACAUAUUGAUGAAUAAAUAAAUGUAUUCUCUUCUUCUCAAUGCUUAAAGAAAACAGUUAUUCAGACAGCAGCAAAAACACAUUUAUAUGAAAUGAACGUUUUAGCUUUUUUUCAAAUUCAUUUCAGUUCCUUAAUUUUCUCCUCACCUUUAAACUGGUUGAUGUGCUUGUCUGUAUUUUUGGGCUGUCAGAGUUGACAAUGCUCUUGGGAACAGAUGAAAGGCCAGGAAUUUUUCCCAACAAAAUAUUGCUUAUUUGUGGUGUUUUGUGAUUAAAAGAACGGCACUGACUGAACGGCAACUCCUUUAACACUGUUGCCCAUCUGAAACAAAUGACCCUCUGCCUUUAUAUCUCUUUAACCCCUGUCCAAAAGUUUUGUCAAACUAUAGCAUACAUAUUUUCAUUACAACUCACCAUGUCACAUUUGCUGCUUUAACAGUUGCAAAUACCUAAACUUAAAUUUAUAUUCUGCGUUCUUUUUGUAUUUAUUUUUCUACUUUGCACUGUCAGUUUGUGUCCUCCGAGGGCUGUAUUCAUGUUUUUAACGACUGUAGCUCCUACAGCUGUUCAUAUACGGUUUUAUUUCAGGUAUUUAGCUCUUACCCAAAACGGGUAACUGCCGGUACAGGAAGUGACUUGUUGUCUUUCAGUACGGCCUCUCUAACCACUACGCCACUGUUGUUAAAUUUUUUUUUUCUUCGGCAGUCCUUUUGCUACAGGGAGAAAAGGCUUUCAUGUGAAAAUUUUGUUUAAUCUUUCUGUAAAAAAAUGGAGAGUUCAUAACUGACAGCUUCUGUAGCUUUAAGGUAGAAAAGAUGGAAAAUAACCCCACGUCCCUUUACAGUGACAGAUUUUUAGCUUUAUACCAUAGCAUCCGUAGAGGACAUUAAACAGGUUAGUGUUUUUUUUCCCUGCUGAAAGGGUUGCCUUAAAGGUGCAACCUGUAAUUAGUCAGCCCCGGUUGGUUAAUAAGAAUAGGACACUUUGAUUCACUGAUUCAGAAUUCACCAUCUAGCCUUUAGUUUUUUUUUAUUAGUUUUUAUUUUGAUUUUAUUAACUAAUUUGUUAAGAAUGGUUAAAAAAAAAAAAAAAAAAAAAAACAGCACAGGACUGCAGAUUUCUGAGAGUGGCUGGUGGAACAGAAUCAUUUGCAGCCUCACAGCAUCAAUUUAUAAGCGUUUGGCUUUAGUGGCUGCUGACAGUGUGACAAUCCUAAACUAGACUUGGACCUACAAAUCAAUUAAUGCAUGAAUCUCGCGUUGACCUGCGCAGGUGCUCCCUCUACGGUCAGUCUGAGCGCUGCAUAAAGAAAACCUUUUCAUUCAAAUGUCAGAUCUUAACAUUACCUGUGUUUCAAAACCAAUAUUCAACACAGGCUUUUUCUUGCAGCUAAAGAAGGGCACACGAUGAGUCUUUACAUCUUUUCUCCAGAACUUCUCUUCAUAGUUUCUACCCCUUUACCAUGAAUAGUUGAAUUCAGAAAUCAAGUGCAGCGUCUGAAUCAGUCUGAGGAUAAGCGGUUAUUCCCGUUUUGCCCGAUUUAAUUGCCAGGCUUGUUUUGAAAAUCUUUAAACGUGGGGUCACUGUCACUGAGGAGCUUCCUAGAAGUUCCAGACUUCCAGAAGGUGUCAGGAUUGCCGUCGACCGUCUUGUGUAUAAAUGUUGAUCAUUUUAAUUUAUUUUUUUAUACUUGGGUAAAUAUACUAUCUCAUUUCACAUUUUUGAACAGAAUCAUUUUAUAUUUCAGAAAUAUGCGAUUGCCACUCACAUCAGUGGGACGUAGGCAGCCUGUGACAGUGUGAAGAGAGGAGAAAGACAUAUUUUUUUUAUUUGGUUUUGUGUGUAGAGAUUCAAAGUAACAAAAGAUUCACUAUUGCCCCCUCCUGUCAGGCCAUGAAAAAGCCUGUUAGUAGGCGGAGUGUCAGCAAUGGCAAGCGUGAAAUUGUUGAUUUGUUCUUUCCUCAUGGCUUUGUUGUUUGUUUUCACUUUUUUUUUUCUUCCUAUGUAAAUUUGACCAUUAUCCUGUCUUUGGAGGAAUGGAGUUUUCUAACUGUACACUGUAGGUUGUUAAAGUAUUUAAAUAAAGUUGAUAAAUGAUCAACCAGUUAAAUCUAA
This is a messenger RNA of Perca fluviatilis (European perch), 6925 nucleotides long. It is a transcript of the gene zc3h4, whose product is annotated as zinc finger CCCH-type containing 4. Gene Ontology annotation, biological process: negative regulation of DNA-templated transcription. Gene Ontology annotation, molecular function: RNA binding; metal ion binding. The record is from RefSeq and is a predicted model, not a curated record. Bases 219 to 4481 code for a protein of 1420 amino acids. Gene Ontology annotation, cellular component: nucleus. Lineage: Eukaryota; Metazoa; Chordata; Actinopteri; Perciformes; Percidae. The transcript is spliced from 14 exons.